Messenger RNA from Micropterus dolomieu (smallmouth bass), 829 nucleotides. Its product is annotated as microfibril-associated glycoprotein 4-like. The record is from RefSeq and is a predicted model, not a curated record. Bases 1 to 747 code for a protein of 248 amino acids. The transcript has 5 exons. Gene Ontology annotation, biological process: elastic fiber assembly. NCBI's taxonomy places the organism in Eukaryota, Metazoa, Chordata, Actinopteri, Centrarchiformes, Centrarchidae.
AUGAUGAUGCAGGUAACAGUACUCCUAGCUCUGCUGCUUCUUGUGGCCUCCGGGCACUCUGACUCCAAGUAUUACCUGCCCAUUGACUGUGAUGACAUCCACCGCCAUGACAACACCAGCUCCAGUGGGGUGUACCCCAUCUACCCAGGAGGUCCCACCAAGCCCCUGCAUGUCUACUGUGACAUGGACACUGACGGAGGCAGAUGGACUGUCUUUCAGAGGAGGAUCGAUGGGACUGAAAACUUCUACAGGCCCUGGAGCCACUAUAAAAUUGGAUUUGGGAAUGUGGCUGGAGAAUAUUGGCUUGGCCUGGAAAACAUCUUCCUGCUGUCAAUGAGGAAGGAAAAUGAGCUCCGGGUUGACAUGGAGGACUGGGAGGGAGGGAAGGCGUCUGCCCAAUACACCUCCUUCUCAAUUGAUUCUGAGAACGCUGGAUAUCAGCUUCACCUGGGAAGUUUCACUGAAGGAGCGGCAGGGGACAGUUUGACAAAUAACAACAACAUGAAGUUCACCACGUUUGACAAAGACCAGGACCAGUGGGAUAAAAACUGUGCUCAGCAUUAUCUAGGUGCAUUCUGGUACAAUGCCUGCCACAUGGCCAACCCCAACGGCAUGUACGCACCUCAUGGUGCCAUUGGAUUUGAAAACGUCCACGUCAUUUGGCAUACGUGGAAGGGCUGGAACUACUCCCUCAAGACUGUUGCCAUGAAGAUCAGAUCAGUCGCGACGUGCACAUGCAAACAUUAACCUGAUUAGCUGCAGUUUUUUUAUACAAUUGUUUACACACGAUUUCUGAAUCUUUGGCAAUUUUUGUUUAAAACUCUGAACA